UGAAGUCCUGGUGAGAUUUGCUUAUUCUUAUCUCAGUCUGCACGUUGCCUGAUGGUGACUAAUAAGAAAUUACAUCGUCCCAUAACAAACCAGAAGUAAACGCUAUUUACACGCGUCUUGGGGGAUUCAAUAUAAAAAGGAGAGCUUGCAGAACUAGACUCACUCUCAACACUUCAACUGGAUUACCGACACACUCAUUGAAGCAUUACUGAUCUUGAAGCACAGAACCAAUGUUUUUUUUUUCUUUUUUCUUUUUCUGAUCUGACUUAAUUCAAAGACUUUUUUUUAACAUUUGAAGAAUUUUAAUUUAUUACAAAAUGGAAUUACGUGUGUUUUUUUCACUGAUAUUUGUGAUCUAUUCUGGACUUUUAGAUACAGUUGCCUCGGUUGUCUCCAUCUCCGAGUUCCCGACCGUUUCCAGUGCCCCCUUGCGGCGUGUCAGGUCAAAACGCUGCUCCUGCUCUUCAUUCUUAGACAAGGAGUGUGUUUACUUUUGUCACCUAGACAUCAUCUGGAUCAACACCCCAGAACGAACUGUAUCCUAUGGACUUGGAAGCCCUCCAAGAAGAAAGCGAUCGCUUCAGGAAUCUGUUUUGGGCACGCUGUUAGAUACACGCCCGAGGUGCAAAUGCUCAAAUAUGAAGGACAAAAAGUGUUUGGAUUUAUGUCAGCCUGAAACAGACUUAAGAACGCCACCCCCACAAGAAAAACUGGAAAACGUCCAAGAAAAUAACAUGGAUUGUACAGGAAAGCAAUGCAUAUACAAACUGGCAGCCAACAACAGGAACAUUAAAAGGUUAAAGUACAGAAGCCACAGCAGCACCCUGGCAUUGAUUGCGAAUUCCAAACUGAAAACCAGGCUUUUAUUAGAGAAGUGGAGUAAAGGCUGGAGUAACAGGUCUAAAAUAUGGGACAGCCUGAUGGCAGCCUCCUAAAACCACUGGGACAGCCAAAUCUGGAGAGCUUGUUUUAGGCAUAGCAGAGAAGCUUGCUGGUAUAGCUCUAAGUCGGAACAGACUAGCCUUCCGUUCAGGCAAGAGACCAUGGAUAAUUGUUUAAUAUUUCUGUAGCAGAAGGAUAUAUGACAGGAGCAUCUUGCCAACAUCCUGUGGAAACGGAUUGGAGUGCUAAAUCUGCACCGGGUGUGAGAUGGACUAGGGGAAAUCCCUCUAAAAGAUAUUGCUGCUUGAGGAGUGUUAGUAAAAGCGAGAACCUUUUUGCAGAUACGCUGAACUAGAAUGUUAUAAUCAGGCAUCUAACGCUUGGUGGCUUUUCAGUGUGCACACUUUACCAGAAUCGAUGGAUGUGAACUGAGUACUGGAGGCACAACCUCUUUUGCACCAAAUGAAGAAUCUGCUAAAUGCGUGACAUUCCUGAUCAGACAUUUUCCAAAUGACAUGCCUACCUCUUUCACACUUGUCUAUGCAGUGUGCCCCUGCCUGCAAUGUGUUUUGGCUGCUUCUGUCGGAACUUUCCUUCACCAUGCAGUUUAUUGACAAAUCCAUGCGUUUGAAAACAGUAUUAGUACUCAUACUGGAGAAUACAUUGGACCUAAGUAACUAACAUUCUGUGUGUUCUAAAUAAUGACUAAAAGUCACAGUGAGUGUUUACAUUGUUUGGUUCAACUAAGAGCAGCACAUUGAUCUUACUGGGCUUGGACAAGAACAUUGAAGCACAUGCAGUAUGCAAACAUGACUGAUAUUCAUUAAGAACUCUCAAAAGUCAUGCCUCUAGGGCCAGUCUGGAGAAUUAGUUUUGUUUUUCCACGCCCAGCUUUCCUGAAUGAAUCAUGUCCAGAACACUCUGUAGGCCUUGUAACCUGCUGUUCAUGCUGUCCAUGAUGUUAUGUUAUAUAUUCCAUUUUUUUUUGGUCCAACCCCUGUAUGUGCCUUGCUGUUCCAGGAUGAAUACCCAUUGUUAACAAACAAUGCAUGGACACGUUUCAGUCCUUAAAUAAACCUUACAAGUUUGUUUGUUAACUGUUUUAUAAAACGAACCAAUCCAUUUGUACUUAUACAAAAAAUGGAGAAGAUUGUGAUCACUGUCACAAAGUAGAGUGUAACUGGCAGAUCUAAACACUGACAUAAACACUUCAGUGUUAAUCCAGCUGGGAUGACAUAUUAACAUUACUACAAACAAUUAAAAAAAAAAAUACAAUGAAAUGAGAGCCACAGAAAACCAGGUUUUAAAACAUUAGGGUGGUGUUAAAAUCUGCCAUUGUUUGGAGCAAUAAAAUAGACCCUGUCUUAUUCAAGAGAGGCUUUUAAUGCAACUAGCUUAGCUAGCUAACCAUUGUCUUGCUAAAAAUGUUGUGUAUAUUUUAUAUAAAUAUUUAAAUUAAAAUUGGUCACAGUAUUUUAUUGAAAUAUAUAUGGCUCUUAAUAUGAUUUAACCAUGUUAAAUAUGUGUUUAAUACAGGCCAUAUUGGUCUAUGAUCAUGCUGUAUGUAAUAUCUUUAUGAAAAGUUUUGAAAUGUUGUUGUACCCAGAGGGGAAAAACCCUUUUGGAAAUAAAUAUGAUAUAAACUA
Messenger RNA from Polyodon spathula (Mississippi paddlefish), 2528 nucleotides. RefSeq names its product endothelin-1-like. The transcript is spliced from 5 exons. The coding region runs from base 318 to 935 and encodes 205 amino acids. Gene Ontology annotation, biological process: intracellular calcium ion homeostasis; regulation of systemic arterial blood pressure by endothelin; regulation of vasoconstriction. The record is from RefSeq and is a predicted model, not a curated record. Lineage: Eukaryota; Metazoa; Chordata; Actinopteri; Acipenseriformes; Polyodontidae. Gene Ontology annotation, molecular function: endothelin A receptor binding; hormone activity; endothelin B receptor binding. Gene Ontology annotation, cellular component: extracellular region.